UUAAGAAUCAAAAUAUGGAGUUGUAUAAGAUGUCAUUCGCUCUCAUUUCCCUCACUGCAGCCAUCUCCCUUGCCCUGCUCCAUUCCAUUCAUGCCCAAGACACACCGCAAGACUACCUUGAUGCCCACAACGCGGCUAGAGCAGCGGUGGGUGUCGCGCCCUUGACAUGGGAUGACCAAGUAGCGCGUUUCGCACAAGACUAUGCCAAUACUCACGUAGAUGAUUGCCAACUCGUCCAUUCCAAUGGACAAUACGGUGAAAAUCUUGCGAUGGGCUCCGGCGACUUGUCGGGCACAGAUGCCGUCAACCUGUGGAUCGGAGAGAAGGCCGACUAUGAUUACAACUCGAACACUUGCGCCGCUGGUAAGGUCUGUGGGCAUUAUACACAGGUCGUUUGGCGAAACUCGCUACAUGUCGGGUGUGCUAAAGUGAGGUGUAACAGUGGGGGUACCUUCAUUGGGUGCAACUAUGAUCCCCCGGGCAACUGGGUUGGGGAAAAACCUUACUGAGAUCCUUUGAGAAGUAUACAGUAUUCUAUAAUUUCUAUAGAGUAUGUACUACAAAGAAUAAGAUGGAGUUGUUGUAUGAUUCGUUGUAGAAUGACAUAUCAAUCAUGUAUUGGCAAUUUGGCAUAGAAUAAAUUCUUAUAUAUGUACGUACGUAGGUACGUUUGAUGCAUAAACUAUAACUCUAUAAGCGAUGAGCCUUCUA
Molecule: messenger RNA, 711 nt
Organism: Fragaria vesca subsp. vesca
Lineage: Eukaryota; Viridiplantae; Streptophyta; Magnoliopsida; Rosales; Rosaceae
Product: pathogenesis-related protein 1C-like
Exons: 1
Coding region: 15-509 (164 amino acids)
Cellular component (GO): extracellular region
Source: RefSeq, a predicted model, not a curated record